This is a messenger RNA of Stylophora pistillata, 2758 nucleotides long. RefSeq names its product putative E3 ubiquitin-protein ligase UNKL. The record is from RefSeq and is a predicted model, not a curated record. Lineage: Eukaryota; Metazoa; Cnidaria; Anthozoa; Scleractinia; Pocilloporidae. Gene Ontology annotation, molecular function: metal ion binding.
GCGCGCGCGUUUGGUUUUUUCACGUCCCCAAAACAACAUGUCGUCUUCCGAUCCUGUAAUGACUUCUCCCAGUACCAUCAUUUCUUCCGAAAAUAAAUUAGCUGCCCUUUCUCAAACUCAGCCGGAGAAGCCUUUCCAUUACACGUACUUGAAGGAGUUUCGGGUCGAGCAAUGUCCACUAUUUCUACAGCACAAGUGUACAGCUCACAGACCGUUCACCUGUUUUCACUGGCACUUCAUGAAUCAAAGAAGGAGGAGACCGAAAAAGAAAAGGGAUGGCACCUUUAAUUAUAGUCCCGAUGUUUAUUGCACUCAGUACGAUGAAACGUCAGGGAUUUGCUCGUCCGGAGAUGACUGUCCUUAUUUACACCGUGUAGCUGGCGAUGUGGAACGUCGAUACCAUCUUCGUUAUUACAAAACUGCAACCUGUGUUCAUGAGACCGAUACUCGAGGAUAUUGUGUAAAAAAUGGCCCACACUGCGCGUUUGCUCAUGGACCACACGAUCUGAGACAACCUGUAUAUGAUAUACGAGAAUUACAAGCCAUUGAGAAGGAGGAAACUGAAGUAGGUCAGGCAGGGAUAGAGAAUAACAAAGCAGUUCUAGAAGAUCCCCGCUGGCAAGAUACCAACUAUGUUUUAUCAAGUUACAAGACUGAACCAUGCAAAAAGCCACCAAGACUUUGUAGACAAGGCUAUGCUUGCCCUCACUAUCACAAUAGCAGGGAUAGACGACGCAGCCCAAGAAAAUUUAGAUACAGGUCAACUCCUUGUCCUCAUGUGAAGCAUGGUGAUGAAUGGGGGGAGCCAACAAAUUGUGAGAGUGGAGAUAAUUGCCCUUAUUGCCACACAAGAACAGAACAACAAUUUCACCCAGAGAUUUACAAGUCAACAAAAUGUAAUGAUAUGCAACAGACAGGCUAUUGUCCCAGAGGACCUUUCUGUGCUUUUGCACACGUAGACCAGGAUACUGUUACCACCAGAGAAGCAAAUGGGGAGCAAGGUUUUAGUCAGUUUUAUUCAAUGCCUCCAUCACCACUUAGUCCUGUUGAUAAUGGAGUUGGAUUUAUGGCAAGUUUAUCACAGACUAUCAGCAAACCCACACGAUCCAUGUCAACAUCAUCAGGAGGGUCAUACUCUAGUGAACCGUCCACUCCUUGUAGUUUGUAUCCUAAAGCUCCCGGCUCAGAACGUUCUGAACGAAGUGGAAGUAGAGAGGAUGAACAUCAGGCAUUUAUAAGAAAGCAACUGUUGUCCAUUGAAAAUGACCCCACUUUAGAUGACAUAGAGAAAGCCCGAAGAAAGCAGAACAUAGUUAGUACAAGACAAUCCUUCUCCAUGGCCAGUUCUGCCUCAUCCAAUUUAUCAUCAGUAUCAGCCACUGCACCACCCUUCUACCCUGCUGCUGACACUGUAGAGUCUGUGGUGGAGAGUGCUCUCGAUGACCUUAAUCUAGAUGACUUUGAUGUUUCUGAAUUAGAGAAAGAGCUCAACAAUGCUUCACCAGUGUCAUCGACAAUAGGAGAUUCUCUGUCAGCACUAAACAUAAAUCCAAUGUGCUCAGCGCCUGUUACCAUACCUGGAGCUGAUGCAGGCCCAGGCUCACCCCAACCAUUCACACAAUCACCCACCUCACCAUUAGGACAAUUUUCCUCAUCCUAUGGCUCCACCUCACAGUUAAUAUCUGGACACAAGGGCUGUAAUCCUUACCGUGCCAGUCCUUUAGUAAGAGGUAGUAGUCUACAUUCCUCAGUUUUGGAUCCACUUACAGCUCAGCUCCACUCACCCAAAUCAAUAGGUUCUCCCCAGCUAUCAUCCCCCUUGGGUCUCAGUAACAGUUCAAGUGAGAUUCAGCGACUUAAUGAAGAUCUCAUGGCUGCCAAGACCAAGCUGGCCUCAUGGGAAGAGUCGUGGGCUCAAGCAAAGCAGGCUUGUGAUGCUUGGAAGAAAGAGGCAGAAGAAUCUGCUAUAAAAGCAAAGGAAGCUGAGCAAGAAAAAGUAGAAGCCAUUAUGAAAAAAGAAGAGGUUCAAUCUCAAGUGGCAAGCUUGAGAAGAGAACUAGAAGAAAUUAAAGGUGGCCCCCAUCUUCACACUCUCAACACAGUGAAUGAUAUAGGGGAGUUACCACUGUUAGAAAUGAAACAGAUUCAUCGACAGCUCAGUUCAGAUUUAGAAAAAUUAAAUCAGGUGAUGUAUAGAAGAGUAGCUUUAAUUUGCAGUCUUUGUGAAGAACAACUGAGAUGCAUAAUGACUGCUCCAUGUUUGCACUGUACCAUGUGUGAGCCAUGUGCUUCACAAAGAUUGGAAUGUCCAGUGUGUCAUGUUCAGAUCACGCAAAAAACUUUGAUAAAUAUACCCAUUUGAGGACAUAAUAUAUUGCAGUUAGGCAGUGUUUAGCCUGUUUUCAAUUAUUCCCUUUUAGGACUUGAUAUGAUGUUUAGAAAUCUAUGAAUUUAGCUUUUAAGGUAUAAUUAUUAAUGCAUAUAUUAUUCAAAGAAUAUUUCUUAGGGAUUAUGAAUGCUUGUUUCAUUUCAAAUUAUUAUUAGUAUUAUUAUUAUUAUUAUUAUUAUUAUUUCCUUUUCGGUAAUGAAUUUAUUUUGAACUUGGAGGUCCAAACAUUUUGUGCUGGGUGUACAUUAUUUAGUGUAUUUAUCAGCACUUCUUAUUCUAAGGAUUGCAGAAUAAAUGUCAAAAGAUAUGUUGUCCAUUACAAGACAGACUGAGAGAGAGGAAUUAAAAACAGCUGUCAUUUCAAAACCA